Molecule: messenger RNA, 9570 nt
Organism: Cydia strobilella
Lineage: Eukaryota; Metazoa; Arthropoda; Insecta; Lepidoptera; Tortricidae
Gene: nonC
Product: serine/threonine-protein kinase SMG1
Exons: 11
Biological process (GO): nuclear-transcribed mRNA catabolic process, nonsense-mediated decay; protein phosphorylation
Cellular component (GO): nucleus
Molecular function (GO): protein serine/threonine kinase activity
Source: RefSeq, a predicted model, not a curated record
AUUUUGCGGCCAUGUGUGGUCAUAUUCGUGCCCCUAGAGACAAUUUUAGUGAUGUUAUCAACCACUGCAAAUAAUAAAGUGAAAAACUUGAAGGGGUCGGAGCCCCCCGACGUUCUUGAAACGGAAGAAAUCGGCCAAGAAAACACGGAUGAUAAGGUCAGAGGUUAUGUUGGGUCGUAUGAUGCAUCGUCUUCUUUUGGCGGGCCGAGCCGAGACGGGCGUUUUCGGCCCCGCGGCCGGGUUACGGAGUUUCGACACUCUAGAGGCGGCGGGCGCGGCGGCCGAGGCAGAGGCCUGCCGCCCCGCAGCGACCGUGAUCUGGAUGGUUCCUUUAAAUAUCACGAACCGUUAGCUCAUGCCGCGGCUGAUUCCUGGGCCCAAACGAACUCUACAAAAAAUUUCUACGAGCGAUCUGAACUGGCUGUCCAUCUGCCCGAAGACCCACGUAUAUCUAAACUGCUGCGUCGCCUGUGUGCCGAGGUGGACGUCGAAAAGUCGCUCGCAAUAUGCAGCAAGCUGCAGGAGGCUGUCAUGCUUCCAGAAAACGCCAGAUACAUUAGAAGAUCUUAUGACAUACUUGUUGAAUCACUUCUUGAUGUGCUGUAUGAUGCCCCGGGGCCAGAAACAAAGGAACAAGCUGCUGUUGUGCUAGGCAGGAUUGGUUACGUCAUGGGGCCGGAUUUCCGUAAACAUCUGGAGUGGAUUAAGACCACAUAUGCAGCACAUAAUAGCUCUAUCAAACACCUGCUCAUACUGUCCUUUUCUGAGACAUUUCAACUGGACUUUCAGACACCAAAUCUGUCAGACUUUGCAGAAACAACUCUGGUUCGCCUACAAGUCAUUAUAGAGGGCACUGACUCAGCCGAUGUCUUUAUGGCUGCGAUAACUGCCAUGAUAGUGAUGUCUAACUCAUACCCAGAACAUUUUGCCAAUCAUUUUGUGGAUACUGUGGACAUUUUAGUCGGCUGGCAUGUAGAUAAUGCUCAACCGAGAAAGAUCAAGGAGUUUGCUCUACAAUCACUGUUUAAACUGAGCCGUCACUGGCAGGCUGAUGUCGGGUUCUCAGUAAACCUGCUGAACCAAUUUGUUGAGGAUAUGGUAGCUUAUUCAACUGACAUGGAUUCUAAUAAAAGUGACACAGAUACCGAAUCUACAUCAGCAGAGGACUGCAUCCAGAAGAUAACCUCAUUUCUUAAUGUGUUUAAUACUGUUGUAAAGAGUCUGGGCAGUUUACUCAGCCCUACUACAUCUCAGACUGUCAGCUGGUCUUUCCUGACUGAAUCUAUAACUAAGAUACUUCAGGUACUUACUAAAACUUUGAAAGAUGAUGCGGAACCUGAUUUGAUUGUGGCUGGGAAUGAAAGCAUUACAUUACUAUUGAAGCAUUUACAAACUAAAGCUAUGUCCAGUUUCCCAGCUUUGUUCUCACUGAUUUCAAUGGAGAUUACAACUUAUUUGAAUGAUGAAGAAAAUGUGUGUCUCAGUGUCAUUGACUUAAUAUCUAAAACUGUCAAAGAGAUUGCAUCAAACCUUCCUAUAGAAUUUAUCACUGAAACAAUAGGUCCAGAGUCUAAUUUGCGUCAGUUGCGCAAUUCAGAGAGUGCCCUGGUUCUAAAUGGGGUAAUGUCGGUAUACAGUAACCUUUUGAACUUGAAGAAUAUCCCACUGUUACAAGAAACUUACAAGUUUGUACUUACAGACAUACAAAACUCAUAUUCUGUUAUUGUGCCUGACAUACAAAUUAUUCAGCUUGAAUACACUGAUGAAGUAUGCAAAGAAGAUGCUGAGAAAAAUGUUAUUUUUUACCUGCAAUGUCUUUCCGAGCUUGCCAAUGCUAGUAAUUCGAUCAUCGGCAUGUGGGCUCUGCAGCCAAGCAUUUUAGAACUCCUGGCAAUUAAAAUGCGUCCUGAAGAUGAUAAAUUGAGCCAAGAUAAACCAGCCCUCCAAUAUGCUGUGCUGUAUUUGCUUUACUCCCAUUGCAGAAAGAACAAUCAUUUCAUUGCAUCAAGUGAUUUAGUAAAGAUGAAGAACUCCCAGCAGAGAGCAAAUGAUAUAUUUGGCUUAUCCAAAUUAAACCUCGGAGAAGUGAAAGGCACAAGCCCUACAUCUGGACACCUAGCGGUAAUUCUCAACACAUUGAGUGUAAUAUUGGAAAAAGAAGUUUGCAAGGAAACCAUGUUGCUUGUCCUUCACUGGGUUUCAGACAUACUAAGCCAGCUUGACAAGUACCUACCAAUUGUCAGCAUGUCUAAAGGAUUCCUCAUUUUGACUACAAAUAUGCUGUCUCUAGCUUACUGUUUUGACGAUGACAUUGUGCUGAUUGUUAUGAAAAACAGCCAGUUGCUGUUAAAAAACAAAAACCUCACUUUAAAUGCAAUGGUAUUAAAAACUAUAGCUGUGUUGUGCAUAUUACACAUGGACAAUCAAAAUGACGCAGUGUCAAACAUUUGUAUGGAAGUGCUUUUUGAACUUCCGUGGGACAUAGUGCAACUAGAGCUUGACAAACAAGUCAUACAAGUAUUCAGAUAUCGAAAAAUGAGCCUACAUCUGCUCAACAAUGAAAGUAAAGCCAACUCUCUAAAAGAAUACCUCUUGAAAGGGUCAUACACAACCUUGUCAAAUCAACAUUUUAAAGCAAUAAUCGAUUGUAUCCUUCAGUCUACGAUCGAAGAUAAAAAUCUAUUGCUAAACGCAUUUUUAACUUCUUGGCCCUUGCAUUCUCAAGACGCUGACGAGAAUAAUAUUAAAUUUUUCCGUCAAUGUGCCACGAAUUUCUCAUCAAUUUGUAUCAGCUGGGCACUAUCGGAACUGGCUUUGACUACUGUAACAUUAAAACUGAGAACUGCUCUUGGGAAACCUCAAGAAACAUUCAUGAAAAUAGAAGGAGCACUGAAAGGGACUGCCAGAGAGACUUCUUCAUUAGAAACUAAAUAUGUGUCUACAGAUCAGCGACAUUUAAUGGAUGUGGUUGUUGGAGAGCAAAUGAGAUCCCGCUGGAUCACAGAGUUCAUGAUGUUCCUCGAGAAAUACAUAUAUAAUGCUGCUGAAGGGACAGCCACAGUUCUACCACCAGUCGCCAAGCCCGUACGCACGUUCUUCUAUACAAACUGGACAACAUGUCGAGAUUGGCAGAACAGGCUGCGACCGGCGUCUCUUGCUGUCAGUCAAUACGCUGGCCAUUACGGCGCCGCUAUCUACCACGCGUCGCUGAUUCUCCAAACUGCUGCCACUUCUACAACUAACAUUGAUAUCGAAGCUAUCACCAUGAAUCUAGCUCGUGCUCUCAUAAAAAUCCAAGAACCGGAAGUAUUGCACGGACUCUACGUUUGGAUCAAACAAACGUUUGACAAAAAGCUGUAUUGGCUAAAGGGCGCAGCAGAGCAGGCUAAUUCGCGACACGAGUUGGCUUUGGAAUUCUAUAAGAAACUAAACAAUAUGAAAACCCAAGAAGACAAAAAAGAAUCGGGUGACACGCCUCAAACAGAGACUAAAAGUGAGAAGUUCAUUGAUGAACAAAUGAUGAACAGCUACAAGCAUAUUCAGAAUUGGGAGGAUAUGCAGGAAUGGAAAGAAAAUGAGAACCAAAGGAAGCACAAUUCGCCGUGGAACUCAUUUACAGCACUGCGAGUAUUCGAGGGAAGUACUGAAAUUCCCGACGAACUUACUAAUUGGGACAUUCUGGAUAUGAAUUCUAAUGAGAUAUCUAAAAACGCUUGCUCAUAUCAAAACCUCAUAAACAAGAUUGAAUCGACGUUAGUGUGCACUGCUGUAAACGUGUGCUAUACCGAUAACUUUGAACAAUAUGAGCGUUUGAUAACAGAUUGUGACGCUCUGCUGAAAUGUAGCGCUCAAGAAUUCGCUAGAACGAAUGCUGUGCAUUUCAUGAAAGAUAUUGCAGUGCUUCAAUUGGCUAAUCUAGGACUAAGAAAUAUCGCCAAGAAUGGAAAAGUAAUUUCAAAUCCAUUCAAACCGUCAGUUCUAAAAGAACACAAAUAUGGCACGGACUUCGAAAAUCUCAGUCGCAUUCUUUGGUGGAAUCAAUAUUUUACGAAACUGAACAUGACUGAGGAGAACAUCUUCUAUGCAGAGUGCCUUCGGUUAGAUGUAAUAAAGAAUGCCAGGAAACAUUCUAAUAUAGGAAUGGCUAAAAGAGAACUAUUAAAUCAUUUCAAACAUAAUUCAGCAUUCCAAGUGUAUCUUGGUAACGUUGGUAAUUUAGACGAACUGAGUGAGGUAUUGGUAAUGUCGACAAACACGUAUGAUUUAGACAUUUGGACAUUAAACAACACGACGGCGCUAAUGGAAUUAUGCAAACUAACGUAUGCUAAAGAAGAAACCAAAAUGCAAGCUAUCAAUCUGUGCUCUAAUAUAUCCCUGGGAUUCUCGCAAAGACUUGCAAUGGGAGAACAAAGUUACGAAUUGCGCGAAAAAGGAACUCGGAUGCUUUUGACUUUGUCAAAAUGGAUCCAAAGUCAAACCGAGAAUGAAAAUAUCUUGGAAGUAGAUUCGCCUUUAAUGAAAUUGGUAUCCGCUCUACCUGAAAUCGGUCUUGUUGACAAUAACAUCUCUGAAAACGUGAUCCCUCUAGCUGACUCCGCUGUCGGCAAGUUAUUGCAGUUUGGAGUCAAUCAAUGUCCAGGACUUGCUAAAGCAUGGGCUAAUUUUGCAGCUUGGUGCUUCAGAUGGGGCAGGAAGAUGGUCGAGUUCAGUUCAAAGACGCGUGAACAAUUAACUGACAAUGAUAAAGUACAGAUAGAGAGCGUUAUGAUUGGAUGCUCACCACAGGACUUCGAAGCUGUAUGUGAAAUCUUAUCAAAAACAAAAGCCACUUGUGACGACGAAGAUAUUGAUUGGAAUGAGAUCAACACAUCGGAGAUGAUAGAGAGUCAACUUCGCACGGUGCCUUCCCUGAGCAACGCUUUCCCUGAACACCUUGCCUUGCUGGUUGAUAUAUGGCGCCAAGCUCAAAAACGAGUCUUUUCUUACUUCGAGCUGUCAGCGGACGCUUACUUCAAGUUCCUGCAGUUAAUAUGCGCCUCGGAUUACAUAAAUCACAGUGGAGAAAAUGCAGUCGUGAACGCUACUUUAAGACUGCUUCGUCUCAUAGUAAAACAUGCUAUGGAGCUACAGACUGUCUUGGAAUCUGGAUUAGCGAACACACCAACGCAACCCUGGAAAGUGAUUAUUCCACAACUCUUUUCAAGAUUAAAUCAUCCCGAGACUUACGUGAGGAAAUGUGUUUCUGAUCUGCUAUGUCGACUCGCGGAAGAUACGCCUCAUCUUAUUACAUUUCCUGCUGUUGUUGGUGCUGUAGAAAACGAAACGAAAGAUCUGACCGAGCUUAGUGUAGCAAGAUCUUAUUUGUCGAAUGACGAAGAAAACAGUCAACCUGAUAGUGACUUAGACGAUACGGCUAGUGACAAAGUCGUAAAUAAUGAACUAAAUUCUUGUUUCUUAGACAUGGUGGAGACAUUAACGAAGCAAGCACCAAAGACAAUACUUCAAGUGAAAUUGUUAGUGAAGGAGUUACAGAGGAUUAAUCUUUUGUGGGACGAAUUGUGGCUUGGAACACUUUUGCAACAUCACUCCGAGUUUAAUAAGAGACUCUCACAACUGGAGACAGAAGUUGCUAGAGUUAAAGAUAAUGCUAAUCUGAGCGCUGAAGAUAAAGAAAAGCUGAUUAAGGAGAAACAUCGAAUUAUAUUUGAACCCGUUGUAUACGUAUUAGAACAACUAGAACGUAUUACGUCUGCAAAACCAGAAUCUCCUCACGAAGCGAAUUUCCAAGCGAAAUUCCAUAAUCUGAUAACAGAAGUUAUCGAGAGACUGAAAAAUCCAACAAAUCCUGAAAAACCACAGGAGUCUUGGGCACCUUUGAAACAGUUACAGCUUAAGCUCCAACAAAAAGUCAACAAGAGAACUUCUUACAUUUUGAGGAUGUCGGAUAUUAGCCCUGUGUUAGCUGAACUCAAAAACACUGUUAUCACGAUGCCUGGAGUCCAUACUAACCAAAGGACUGUCAGAGUGACGAUAAAGUCAGUCGAGAACAAUGUGGCUAUCCUUCCAACUAAAACCAGGCCAAAGAAAUUGGUAUUCUGCGGCUCAGACGGUAGAGCGUACACAUAUUUAUUCAAAGGCUUAGAAGACUUACAUUUGGACGAGAGAAUAAUGCAGCUGCUGUCCAUUACAAAUACAAUGCUGGCUAGAGACUCCGAAAACAAUGAUAAUCAGACUUACAGAGCGCGGCACUACUCCGUGAUUCCUUUAGGACCCCGUUCAGGGUUGAUCAGCUGGGUGGAUAACGUAACGCCACUCUUCGCGCUUUACAAACGCUGGCAGAAUCGCGAAGCGGCUAUUCUGUCCGCUAAAACGAAUAAAACAGUCAACGUGUUGCGCCCUUCAGAACUGUUCUACAAUAAACUGAAUCCUCUUUUGAAAGAAGCUGGUAUACCGACUGAGAAUAGAAAAGAAUGGCCGGUAUCCAUACUUAAACAAGUGCUCCAAGAGUUAGCAGCGGAGACUCCUAACGAUUUGCUGUGGAGAGAGAUAUGGUGCAGCAGUGUGUCUCCCGAGCAGUGGUGGCAGAUGGUCCGUCGGUACAGUUACUCAGUGGCAGUGAUGAGUACAAUAGGCUAUAUAAUCGGCCUCGGUGAUAGACAUUUGGACAAUGUGAUGGUGGACUUGACGUCUGGUGAGGUGGUGCAUAUAGACUAUAACGUGUGCUUCGAGAAGGGGAAGACGCUGCGGGUUCCGGAGAAGGUGCCGUUCAGGAUGACCCCGAACUUGGUGACGGCGCUCGGCGUGACUGGUGUUGAGGGUAUAUUCCGUCUCGCCUGCGAGCACGUACUACGAACCAUGCGCCGUGGACGCGAGACCCUCCUAACCCUACUUGAAGCCUUUGUCUACGAUCCCCUGGUGGAGUGGGGCGGCGCGAAGAAGCGCAGAGGAGAGAGGGAUCUUCGAGCUGCCGUCGCCAUGUUGGCUGUACGGGCACACGAACUGAAACAACAGUUUGCAGACGUCACGGAGCAGUUCCUGGCUGUGCUGCCAGACGUCCAAGCGAGCGCCGACCAGUGGCUCCAGGAAACCGAAGAACUCAAGUCCAUUGAGACCAGACUCCAUGACUGCCACCAGCAGAUGGCGCUGGUCAAAGAGAUAGAAGCGUACGGACCGAAUCUAAGCAGCCAUCCUUUGUAUGCUAUCUCGCAGAAAUACUCCUCCUACAAAAAGGCAAAGAACGCUGUCGAGGACUCUAUGAAAGCCCUCGUAAAGAUACUCAACGAUUUUGACACUCAAAUAGAAAGCUUCGCAGCGGCCAACGAAGCUAUCAACGGUCCCAAAUUGGUUACAUGGGUGCAAGAAUUUUCAGGCCCAAGCGAAGAUGAUGAAAAACCGAUAUUCGACCACAUCAAAGAGUUCCUCGCAAAUGCUGGACAGAGCUCAAUGAUCACUCAAUGCGAACAAGCGGAGAACGAACUCAAUCAGAGCAUGCAAGAGACUAUUGUCCUCGUCAGAUCCUGCUUAGAGCUCCUUUCACAAUAUGUUGCGGUGUCUCAAUACUACCCGCAAACCCACACCGAGUACCAUCGCGUUGUGAUGUUCCGCAAAUGGCUGGCCGAAGCUUUAGAGAGCAAAUCACCUGAAGUGUGCCGUGAAGUCUCCAGCCAAGUUACGGCUCUAGUCAAUGCUGACAACGCAAACAAUACGGAACAGAUAGUUGCGUACAACUUCCAACUACAAACUAUUACUGCUGAAGCCAACGUGAAUUUGAACAAGGCAAUUGAAAGACUACAAAUACAUGGAGGUCCAGAUGCGGUGGCAAUUGCUCAAGCGGCAUACAUUGAAGCGAAAACAAAUAUUAGCUCCUGGGUGCGUUCUGAAGAGAGGGCUGGGGCAGCGUUGGAAAGCGUUGUCAUAGGAAUGCUAUGCAACUUGAACAGACGAUACCUGAUCUUAGAGAACAGCGCACAAAGCGCGGGCGACUGUUUAGUAGACUUGACGUCCAGAGAAGGAGAAUGGUUCUUAGACGACAUGAGUGCUUUAUCAAUGCAAGCUGUUGAACUACUAUCCCUGCUACCUUUACAAUCAGCUUCGGCUGAAGACUCGGCCAUGCCUGUAGCAGUGGAAUGCGUUCGCAAUGCCAACUUACUCUUAUCUGACCUGGUCCAGUUGAACUACAACUAUAGCACCAUAAUUCUGCCGGAAGCCAUGAAGAAGCUUCACCAGGAAGACCCAUCGACGAUAAUGAUGAUCAGUGAGCUGAAUGCGGUGAUAAUGAAUACUCCGAUGCCGUUGAAUGAGCUGCUCACUCAGUUGGAGAUGAACUUCAGAUAUUUACUAAUGGAUAUGGAGUGCCCCGCAGGCGCCCAACUACUAGCCGCCGAGCUCCGCGCCCGCUACGAAGCCCUGCUGUCCGGCGACUCCCCGGGCCGCAUGGUGCUGAUGGGCCUCAACGGGCUGUUCGCGGCGCUGGAGAUGCGCGCCAGGGAGCUGGCCGAGCCGCUGGCCCAGCCCGUGCCUCCCGCCUGGAGGAAGAUCGACCACGUCAGCGACGCCAUGCAUAUGUCGGCCGCCCUCCAAAGCCCGGCGCUGCGCUCCGUUCUCGAAGACUUGUUCCUCGUCCGUCGCGUCCAGGCCGUCGGCGAAGCCCUAGCGCUGUGCGCGCAGACCGCGGCCGCGUUCAGGGGCUCCGGCCCCCUGGCCGUAUACGAUGACACGGCGCUCUGUAAACCUGUCAAACGAUUUACCGCCGAAUACGUGUCCCGCUGCGUGUUAGGCGUGCACUCGAAGGCGCUAGCCUCAGUGUUAUGCUUACUGCUGAGAAGGCAGCGUCUAGACCUCGCAGCUGAGGUGGAACAGAAAGAAAUUGGAGCAUCAUGGAGCGUGUCCCUGGAGUCGCUCUGCGAGAAGGUGGUCGCCACGUCCCCGCUGACGGAGCGCGCUCGCGUGCUGGCGGCGCGCGUGGCGGGCGCGCUGGUCGCGCAGCUCCGCGCGCAGCACGCCGCGGCGGCGCGCGCCCGCGCCGGCAGCGCGCAGCACGCCGCCAGGUCCAGGCUCGCCGCGCACGCGCAGCUACACGCUGAGGUAUUGGGUUCAAAUCAAGAGGCUCCGGUGCUAGCCCGCCGCGCCAGAGACUUGGCCGCGGCCACCGAGCGGCUGUCGGCCGCCGCCGCUAAGGCACAGGGGCUACUGACGGCCGCCCAUCAAAGAGUGAAAUGGGGUGCCGGCGCCAACCCGGCCCUGCAGGCGCCGCUGGCCUUGCUGGAGGCGGCGUGGGGCGCGCGCUCGUCGCGCACGCGCCGCCUCGCCGCCGCCGCGCGCGCGCUCGCACGCCACGCGCGCGCCGCCGCCAACAUGCGCGCCGACCGCGCCAAGACCGCCAAGACUGCGAGGCAGGCGUUGGCACACUGGGAGAAGGCUUGCACGCUGUCACAAAAGUACUCCUUGAAAGUGACGGAUGCACAACACGCACUCAUGGAAAUGCUUCACCCUGAAGGCAACAUUGAUCAACAUUGGACCCAGCAGUACUUGGAAGAUCUUGAUAUUUCUGCUGGGUUACAGCAAUCGUAA